Molecule: messenger RNA, 2480 nt
Organism: Zea mays
Lineage: Eukaryota; Viridiplantae; Streptophyta; Magnoliopsida; Poales; Poaceae
Exons: 1
Coding region: 591-2204 (537 amino acids)
Source: RefSeq, a predicted model, not a curated record
CGCAUGUAAAACGCGCCGUGAAGCAACAGUUGCAAAACCUUACUACAAAGGGUUUAGAAGGUCAACGUAACUGUCACUUGCAGGUUGACCACUGCAUGAAAAAAUAGCGACCACGACCACAGAGGUCCAGCCAACAGUGGUGUCUUUUCUGUAAUCGCGUUCUCAAAAGAAACUGAACUCCGGUAAAACCAAAACCAGGGGCAGCCCACUCAGGAUGGCUGUUUCGCAGUCCAGUCCUCCACAGGCAGUAUCGGAUCUUGUGUGCACACCUGACACCGCCAAGCGGGGAGCACCGCCGCGCAGGGGAUCCCAGGCGGUUUUGCGGGACUGUGGGCUCCCACCGCUGGAAACGGUGACGCACGGCACGGGGGCAAAACCGAGUACCCGUGCCGCUGCCGCUGCCGCUGCCGCGCCCGGAGGCGGUUGCAGCUGCACGGGCGAAACCGACGGCGAUCGCCCCACACAGCCUCCAUCGGUCCACCCCAUAAAAACACCCACCUCGCUGCCGUUUUCCCACGGCGCAUCGUGCAGCAGGAGCGGGAGUGCCAAGUGGUUUCUAGAACCUGGUAGUAGAGAUUGGCGGUUUGCCGAUGGAGAGGGGCGACGGAGGAGGAGGAAUGGCGCCGCGGGGCGGCGUGGUGGGGUCCGGGGCAAUGCUGGGGCUGGACAUGCACCUCGCCCAGCAGCGGAUGCACCAGGCCGCCGCGUUCCAGCACCAGCAGGACAGCCACAACGGUGGGUUCCAGCUGCAGCAGCCGUCGCCGGUGGCGGUGAGGCAGCAACAGCCGCCGCCGUCGUCGUUCAUGCCCUACUCCACCAACACGUCGUCGUCCAGGGUCGUGGUGAGCGCGGCAGCGGUGGGUCACGACGACGAAAUGGUGGGCAACGGCGGCGGCGGGAAGGGCGGAGUGGUGGUGCAGCAGCAGCAGCAGCAGCAGCUGGCGUCGGCGGGGUGCCCGUGGACGAGGAUGAAGUGGACGGACGCCAUGGUGCGCCUGCUCAUCAGGGUGGUGUACAGCGUCGGGGACGACGGCGAGGGCGUGGCGACGGCUGGCGGCGCCGGGGGAGCGGCCAAGGCGGGCCCCGGCCACGCGGCGGCGGCGCAGCAGCAGAAGAAGGGCAAGUGGAAGUCGGUGUCACACGCCAUGAUGGACAAGGGCUUCGUGGUGUCGCCGCAGCAGUGCGAGGACAAGUUCAACGACCUGAACAAGCGCUACAAGCGCGUGGUCGACCUGCUGGGCCGCGGCCGCGCCUGCCGCGUGGUCGAGAACCACGCGCUGCUGGACGCCAUCGACGAGCUCACGCCCAAGGCCAAGAACGAGGCGCGCAAGCUGCUCAGCUCCAAGCACCUCUUCUUCCGCGAGAUGUGCGCCUACCACAAUAGCAUCGCCGCCGCGGGCUCGAACCUGCCGCCGCACGGCGGCGGCGGCGCGGCGGGCGACACCGCCUGCCUCCACCACCCGCCGCCGGCGCCCGUGGCCGCCGCGGCCUCGUCUGCCGCUCGCUACGCCCACGCGCAGCAGCAUGCGGCACCGUCCCCGCAGGGGAUGAAGGACUCCUCCACUGACGUCGCAGACGACAGCGACGAUGCCAUGAGCGACAACGGGGACGAGGACGAGGACGAGGAGGAGGAGGACGGCCCCGUGUACCGCAGCCGCCGCCCCAGAAGUCGUCAGCACAGCGGCGGGCGCGGCAAGCGCGGGCGUGGCAUGGAUGGCGCCGCGUCCGAGGACCUCGAGGACGAGGCGGACGGCGGCGGUGGGAGACGCUCGAGGACGGCGGCGGCACCCGACCCGUCGGCGAUACUGCGGCAGCUGAAGAGCGAGCUCGCGGCUGCGACCGCCGCGGCGAUGGACCCGCAGCAGGCCAGGAGCUGGGUGCGCCGCCGCGCGGUGGAGGUGGAGGAGCAGCAGAUCGUCCUGGAGUCCCACGCGUACUACCUGGAGCGCCAGCGGCUGAAGUGGGAGCGGUUCCGCGCCAGCAAGGAGCGCGACAUGGAACGCUCCCGCCUGCAGAACGACCGCCUCCGCAUCGAGAGCCGACGCCUGCUGCUCAUGCUCCGCCACAAGGACGUCGACCUCGACAUGGCCGAGGCGAACUCUUCCUCCGUCGACCACCACACCGGCGCGUCGCCGCUCGCAGCACACCAGCAGCAGCCGAUUGGGUCCAGCCCCAGCCCGUCCACCGCCGGCCACCCAAACUAGCUGCCGUGCGCGCCCUGCCAUUCCAUUACUGGGAGCGGCCAGUAGCUGUUCUUUUUUUAAAGCAAAUUAAACUUUAGUUCUAUCAUUAACAGCAGCAGUUCUCUAGGACAAAAGGUCACUAGUGCUCAAGUCUCAGGGUUUUUUCUUUCAUUGUAGUAGUCAAUGUCAGGGUUUCAGUGUAGCAUGUUCAUAGUCAUAGUAUACUAUGCGCUGUGUAGCUGUCAGGUCAGACUAUAAUGCAUGUUGUUGAACCCUAAUCGAUGUUUCUGUUCUCGA